Hydractinia symbiolongicarpus is the source of this 915-nucleotide messenger RNA. RefSeq lists its product as uncharacterized. The record is from RefSeq and is a predicted model, not a curated record. The coding region runs from base 1 to 915 and encodes 304 amino acids. The transcript is spliced from 4 exons. Lineage: Eukaryota; Metazoa; Cnidaria; Hydrozoa; Anthoathecata; Hydractiniidae.
AUGUCUGCACGAAAAUUGUUGAAAGUUUACAAAAAUGGCUUAUUUUAUUUUAAUUCAGAUAAAACAUUAAUGGUCUUACCAAAAAAAUACAUAAAAAAUGAGACCUACCAAGUUGGCAUGACGGUGGAUAUUCAGCUGCCAAGACAAAUAGAGCAAGCAGAAAUCAUUGAUUUAAAUGAGAAGACUAAUUUAGAAAUAAAGCUUUUGGAAUAUUAUAAUGACCCUGAGAAUAGACACAAAUUUGAAAGCAGUGAAGAGGAGGGUGAAAGAGAUGAGGAGGGUGAAAGAGAUGACGAGGCAGAAAAGGCAUUGGAGAUGGUUUUAAAGUGUGGAAGUAAGAGAAAGAACAAAAAUCCUGCGAUAAUAACAUUUGGAGAUACUGGAGCAGGCGCGAAUAAAAACGACUGGAAUGAAAAUAAUAAUGAAUGUAAAGAAAAUAAAGGAUGUGUCGAAGUAACACAAAACAGAUUGCUAGAAAAUAUAGCUAGUAUUCGUAAUGAUGUUGUAGAAACUGAAAAGAACAGGGAGAAUGAAACAGAAUUAAUGGAUUGUUUACAACCUUUACAACGUACCGGUGAUAACAGUAGUGGUAAAACAACUGAAAUUUUCGAAAUACCAGAUUUUGAUAACGAAUCCAUCAAUUUUGGGGUCAAAGAGAGCGGUGUUCAAUUUGCAACACAGGUCGAUACAGCGGCAACCCAGCAAUACCACAGUGCCUGCUUUUCAAGACUCCUGCAACAAAACACUCCGCUUGCUCAACAGUUUGCUGAAAUAAAAGCAAACAAUGUUUACUUGCAGGGUAUCCUUCACCAAGUCGUCGCCAAUCAAGAACGAAUCAUUGGGAAAUUGGCAAUUCUUGAUCCGAAUAACGAAACGUUUGACAACAUCAUAUUCACCAACGAUUAUGAUGGAUAA